Messenger RNA from Leptosia nina, 1980 nucleotides. The record is from the annotation of a GenBank genome assembly. Lineage: Eukaryota; Metazoa; Arthropoda; Insecta; Lepidoptera; Pieridae.
AUGGGUGGGCUUUUUGUGUUAUUGUUUGUGAUGUUCGCCACGGCGAUAGCAGACAGAAAACCGACGAUCGCGGAAAAACUCAAGGAAGACGCAGAUCUAUCACAGUUCCUGGCACUGCUGGAACGCAAUGUGGUGGCGAACAUGAGCCUCCAGUACCGACAGAUGACGCUCUUCGCGCCCACUAAUGCUGCAUUCCAGAAGUACAACGGCGAAAUGGAUGACUUUUUGGUUCUAUAUCACAUAUCAAACUUGGCAACUACGCUGUCAAAUCUGGACUAUUCUAUAUCAUCGGAGCUGGAUGGCAAUCCUCCCUUGUGGGUGACACGAAAACGGGACCCACAACAUGAUGACAUCUACGUCAAUAACGCUAAAGUCGACGUCUCGCGAUCAUAUCAGGCCACAAAUAGAAACGGCAAACGACAGGUUCUUCACGUGAUUGAUCAAGUGCUGCAGCCGCUCUUGCCCCAUGGGCCCAGUUCCAUUGGUUCGCCCGUUUACAACCCGAAUGCGUUCCAGUUUCUAGAACACUCGGAUGUCUUCGAUAUCAGCCAACACCGACUAAGAUCGUUCCGGCAAAAGGUAAAUCAACUGCAAAAGAAAGAGGUCUUUAACGCCGACGGCAGACAUACUUUCUUCAUCCCUGUAGAUGAAGGAUUUAAGCCAACAACGCGGUCGGACCUAAUCGAUGCGAAAGUGGUGGACGGUCACGUAAUCCCGCAACAAGUGCUCUUCACCCACGCCACUCCCGACAACAAAGAGUUCGAGAGCAUGGCCUUCAGUGACAACGUCAAAGUCAUCAUCUCCUUCAGCACUGCCAUGAAUGGGAAGGAGGAGCUCACUUACGUAAAGUCAAAUACCGUAGCCGGUGAUGCCAAACAUGCACGUGGUGUAGUUCUAGCGGAAAUCGUGCGAGCGAACAUCCCUGUCAAGAACGGAGUUGUACAUCUCAUACAGAGACCUCUUAUGGUGGUCGAUACCACUGUCGUUGAUUUCCUAAAGGAGAAAGAGGACGGACCGCUGUGUAAAUUUUACGAAGUGAUUAUGGACCUGGGACCAAACAAUCAGUUCCUUAACGAACUCAACUUGGCUAAAGAUAUAACGCUCUUCGCUCCAUCCAACGAUGCUUGGAAUGAUAACAGUGUUCAGAAUAUCCUCAGAAACCACCAGAAGCUACGAGAGAUAUUGAGCCUGCAUUUGAUUCGAGAACGCCUGCCUCUAGACGUCAUUAUACAGAACAAUAUGAAUCAGAUCUACCAAGCGCCGACAGCCUUACCGCGAAAGUAUCUGUACUUCAACGUUCUGAAUUCUGGGAACAAUCAGACCUUGACCGUGGAAGGUGGUGGUGUUAACGCAACAGUGACCCAGGCGAACAUAGCAGCUACGAACGGCUUUGUUCAUAUCAUUGAUAGAGUGCUGGGUGUUCCGUAUACAACAGUGUACGAGAAGAUGAAAACGGACCCUAUGCUGAAUGUAACAUACAAUUUGGGCAAACGACAAAUGUUCAACCAUCAGCUUAACGACUUGGAGCAUCGGUAUACCUACUUCGUUCCUCGCGACCACGCGUGGCUCAAGUUCCAAAUCAAACAUCCAUCUGCUUACAACGCACUUUUCAAGGAGGACUUUGGAUAUUAUACGAAACAGAUUCUGGAGAGGCACUUGAUCCGGGCAGGGCGCGCCUACACGAUCUCCGACUUGAAGUUGUUAGCCAACGAGACUCACCCCUUCGUGCUGCCCACAGCGCGGGACCCGCUUAGACUUAGGGUUAAAGAGUCUGACAAGAAUUAUUACGUGGAAUGGAACGGCCAUUGGAUCCACGUUUUCCGUCCGGACGUUGAGUGCACUAACGGCAUCAUACACGUACUAGAUGAACCGUUCGUACUAGAGAGCGACAUCAGGGCCACAGGAGACGCCCGCGCCACCUCGCAGAGCAUCGCCGUACUGUUCCUCUCAUUUCUCUUCGUCAGGAUCAUAGAAAACUAA